GCUGGCUGAGGAAUUCUGGGAAUUGAAGUCCACAAGUCAUGAGGGGGGCCAAGUUGGAAGGCCCUUUCCCCCCCCACCAGGUGUAAACGAAAUAGGAUUCUCGCCCACUUCGUGCCGGUCGUCAAAUGAAACUCGAGCCACGCUUAGGCCUCGCUACCGUAUUGAAUAGACUAGACGCCGCCGUGCUUUAUGUCCCCCCCCGCCUCCUUCUGUAAAUGCGUUUUAUUUUUCCUCAUCCGGCACGGGGUCGAAAUAACAGGCAUUUGGGGAGGGAGUGCCCCCUUUUUUUUCAUUCCCGGAGGCUGAAGGCAAGAAGCCCGUUGCCCUUGAGGAGAGGCGGAACGACGGGCUGCGGGGCCCGGGUUCCCGCCAGGCGUCUUUGGGAGGCCCACGGCCCUCCCUCCCCGGCCAGAGGGCGGAGGCGGCAAGGAGAGGUUUCCCGGGGAAAGAGCUGCGCCGUCCCGCCUGGUGCUUUGAAGAAUAGGAAUAGGAAACUUUAUUGGGCCAAGUGUGAUUACACACAAGGAAUUUGCCUCCGGUCAGAAGCUCUCAAGAUUUGCAGUUAAGAAUACUCCUGAUUACAUGAUCCAGCUGUACUAUUAGACAGUGUCUAGCUUCUGAUACAGAGCCUGUUGAUCUACAUAAUCCAGGGCUGCUAAUUUCAACUUGCUGAGAGCCUUUUUCCCACCUCCACAGCUCCGGAGAAAACGUCUGAUCUGCACAGAAUAGAUUGCAGCGCUUCCAGCAACCAAGGGCUUACGCUCAGUUGCCUUGUGGAUUCGCAGUUUCACACAUACUACAGCAAUUAUUGAGAUAAAUUAGGUCAGCUGUCACCCCUGUCCUUAGAGGAGGGUGUUCAGCCAUGGAAAUGGAAGAGGAGAUGGAGAAGAUCAACAUCGGGAUGGAAAGCCUACCGAACAGCGAGGCAACCGAAGAAGGAGGCCCGUCCCACAGCUGGCCCCACAAAUGUGCCUCAUACGUCCUGGCUCUCCGGCCCUGGAGCUUCAGCGCCUCCCUCACCCCGGUGGCUCUGGGGAGCGCCCUGGCUUACCGCUCCCAGGGUACCCUCGACCUGGGGCUCCUGGUGGGCAGCGCCGUCACUGUCUUGGCCGUCCACGGAGCCGGCAACCUCGUGAACACCUACUAUGACUUUUCCAAGGGCAUCGACCACAAGAAGAGCGACGACCGGACUCUGGUGGAUCAGAUCUUGGAACCUCAGGAUGUGGUCCGAUUUGGGGUCUUCCUGUACACUUUGGGUUGCAUCUCGGCCGCUUUCCUCUAUUGCUUCUCCACCCUCAAGUUGGAACACCUGGCCCUGAUUUACUUCGGAGGCCUCUCCAGCUCUUUCCUCUACACUGGAGGCAUCGGAUUUAAGUACGUCGCCCUCGGCGACCUGGUCAUCCUGAUCACCUUUGGGCCCCUGGCUGUGAUGUUCGCCUAUGCCCUCCAGGUGGGCUACCUGUCCAUCUCGCCCUUGCUGUACGCCGUGCCCCUGGCCCUCAGCACCGAGGCCAUCCUGCACAGCAACAACACCCGGGACAUGGAGUCCGACCGGCAGGCCGGCAUAGUCACCCUGGCCAUUCUCAUCGGCCCCACGCUCUCGUACGUCCUCUACAACAGCUUGCUGUUCCUGCCGUACCUCAUCUUCUGCGUCCUGGCCACGCGCUACACCGUCAGCAUGGCUCUGCCUCUCCUCACCCUCCCCAUGGCCUUUUCCCUGGAAAGGCAGUUCCGGAGCCAAAGUUUUCUUAAGAUCCCGCAAAGGACAGCCAAGCUCAACCUCCUGUUGGGACUUUUUUACGUCUUCGGCAUCCUUCUGGCUCCCCCCGGCUCCCUCCCCAAACUCUAGGGAGACGGGAGGGAACGGAAGGUUCCCUGAAAAUAAUUCUUCUCAAAAAAAGCUUCCCAAAAAAACACACAGGCAAGUGUAUAUACAUACAUGUGCAUACCAUACACACACACACACGAGUUUAUAAUCUUCACCAAACUGCACAAGGAUUGUUGUUGUUUUUUUCCUGAUCUGCGAACGUCAGAUUUCCGUCAGAUUUCCUGAAAUGUGUCCUUUUCACGAUAGGGAGAAACGGUCUUUAUAAAGUUCUGGGUUCUCUGAGUUUGGGUUUCAGCCUUUUGUCUGCAUUUCAUAAAUUAAAAGGUUUGCACUCCAGGGUAGAACUCCACAAGGCCACGUAAUAGAAAUCCCUUUUAAAAUAGAUUUUUUUUGGGGGGGAGGUGGGAAAAACCUACACCGACCAGAAUAAAAAAAAUCAAAGCUCUAAAGCAA
Messenger RNA from Crotalus tigris (Tiger rattlesnake), 2281 nucleotides. RefSeq names its product UbiA prenyltransferase domain containing 1 (gene UBIAD1). The record is from RefSeq and is a predicted model, not a curated record. NCBI's taxonomy places the organism in Eukaryota, Metazoa, Chordata, Lepidosauria, Squamata, Viperidae. Gene Ontology annotation, biological process: vitamin K biosynthetic process; menaquinone biosynthetic process. The transcript has 6 exons. Bases 863 to 1849 code for a protein of 328 amino acids. Gene Ontology annotation, molecular function: prenyltransferase activity. Gene Ontology annotation, cellular component: Golgi membrane; endoplasmic reticulum.